Messenger RNA from Helianthus annuus (common sunflower), 741 nucleotides. RefSeq lists its product as uncharacterized. The record is from RefSeq and is a predicted model, not a curated record. Bases 1 to 741 code for a protein of 246 amino acids. NCBI's taxonomy places the organism in Eukaryota, Viridiplantae, Streptophyta, Magnoliopsida, Asterales, Asteraceae. The transcript has a single exon.
AUGGCGUCCCCAAUCUCCCGCCGACUUGCAUCCAAGGUUCUGCACCCAUCUUCCUACUCUGCACUCUUCUCACUCCACCACUUAAACCCUAAUCACCCCCACCAAUCCUUCACGCCCACUACCCCCAAUUUCACCACUUUCAAUCCCACAUCAUCAACCCGCAAUUCAAUCAAAUCAAACACCAUUUUCAACCAUAGCCUCACACUCCAAUCUUUAACCCCAAAAUUCUUCUCAACCUCCACUCCUCAACCCGAUCCAGACCAAACCCACAAGCCCAACAACAAUCCAAACAAAACCCUUGAAGAUUUCCAGCAUCAAGAAAUCACAGGACCCACAGUCGAACGAGAUGAUUCGGCGCUUGCGAAUGAGACCCGCCAAGUGCUCGAUGAAAUGUCUAAGAGAGUUCUCAUUGUUAGUAAGAGUUUGGCUUUGCUGGGUCUGUUUCAAUUAGGUUUAGGGGCCUGGAUUUCGUAUGUGACGAAGGGUCAUCCGAUUCCGGAGGUGUCGGUUCAGAGUGUUUUGGCGUUUGGGUUGCCGUUUUCGCUGUCUUUGAUGCUGCGGAGAUCGCUGAAGCCGAUCGGGUUUUUUAGGAAGAUGGAGGAGCAGGGGAGGUUACAGAUUUUGACUCUUGCAAUGCAAGUUGCUAAGAGUGUUAACGUGUUUUUCGUUAGGUUGAAUGUGGUUUCUUAUUUGUGUAUUGGUGGUGCUUCUCUUGGGUUGCUUGUUAUUGCUUUGUAUUGA